Fonticula alba is the source of this 3220-nucleotide messenger RNA. RefSeq lists its product as hypothetical. Gene Ontology annotation, molecular function: GTPase activity; GTP binding. The record is from RefSeq and is a predicted model, not a curated record. The transcript is spliced from 3 exons. The coding region runs from base 44 to 3064 and encodes 1006 amino acids. Gene Ontology annotation, cellular component: mitochondrion. Gene Ontology annotation, biological process: ribosome disassembly; mitochondrial translation. Lineage: Eukaryota; Rotosphaerida; Fonticulaceae.
GCUGCUCCCUCCUCGGCCUUUCUCUUUCCUCGCCUCACAAGCCAUGCUACGCGCCCUGUGGUCCCGCGCCGGCCCUGGCCGGGCCCUGACCGCCGGGCUCCCCCGGCCCCUGGCCACCGGGCCCCCCCGGGCCGCGGCUGUCGCCGCCUACCACACCCACCAGCAGGCCCUGGAGAAGGUGCGCAACAUCGGCAUCAUCGCCCACAUCGAUGCCGGCAAGACCACCUUCACCGAGCGUGUCCUCCUGUACACCGGGCAGCUGGCACGCCCGGGGGAGGUGCACGAUGGCGCGGCCACCAUGGACUUCCUGCCGGCCGAGCAGGAGCGCGGCAUCACCAUCCAGGCGGCCGCCACCACGCUCGGCUGGCGCGACCAGCAGGUGAACCUCAUCGACACCCCGGGGCAUGUGGACUUCGGCUUCGAGGUGGAGCGCAGCGUCCGGGUCCUGGACGGCGCGGUCACCGUGCUGGACGCGGUGGCCGGCGUCCAGGCCCAGACCGUGACCGUCUGGCGCCAGGCCUCCCGCCGGGGCGUGGCCCGCAUCAUGUUCAUCAACAAGCUCGAUCGCGUCGGGGCAAGCAUCGACCGGUCUCUGGCGUCGGCUCGCAGCCGCCUCGGCGCGCGGACCCUGCUCCUGCAAACCCUCAUCGGGGGGGAUGACGCCACCGGGCCCGGCUUUGAUGGGGCUCUCAUCGACCUGGUGCGCCUCGAGUACCAGGCCUGGCAGGACAAGCUCGGCCACAGCAUGGCCGCUCAUGCCCUGGUCCCCGGGCUGCUGGAUUACACCGGCCAGUCCCGGCCCGAGGCGAGCCCCCUGCCGCCGGGGGCCGCUGCUGCCGGGGUCCUGACCCCGGCCGACAUCGCCCUGGCCCUGGCCCAGCGCGCCGAGCUGGUGGAAACCGUCGCCGGGCUGGAUGACACCCUGCUGGAGCUCCUGCUCUCGUACGACAGCGAGGAGGACCUGACGCCGGAGGCCCAGGCGCGGCUGGUGCCUCCGGCCGCCCUGGCCGCCGCCAUCCGCCGGCUGACCCUGGCCAAUCGGGUGACCCCGGUGCUGGUGGGGUCGGCCCUGCAAAAUCGCGGCGUCCAGCCGGUCCUCGAUGCCGUGGUGGAUUACCUCCCCUCGCCGUUGGAGCGGCCGCCGGUUUUGGCCGAGAUCCAGGCGAUGGAGGCGGCUCCCUCGACCGAGGUGAUGUCCAAGCGCGCGCGCGCUGCCGCCGCCUAUGCGGCUGCCAUGCAGGCCAAGAAGGCCGCUGGCGCCGGCAAGAAGUCCGGCAAGCGUGGCGCCGGCCCGGCCUCGGAGGCCGCCUCGGCCGAGCCCCCGGCCCCGGUGGUGGACACCACGCGGUCCUUCACCUCCGACCCGGAGGCGCCCCUCUGCGCCAUGGCCUUCAAGGUGGUGGUCGAUCGCCAGCGCGGCCCGUUGGUUCACGUUCGCGUGUACUCCGGUCGGCUGGAAGCCCGAGAGCAGCUGCUCAUCGGCCGGUCCGGCGUGCGCGAGCGCCCGUCCAAGCUGCUGCGCGUGUAUGCCGACAAGGUGGAAGAGGUGGACGCCAUUUCCGCCGGUGAUAUCGGUGUCAUCGUCGGCAUGAAGGCCACCCGCACGGGUGACACCAUCCUCUCCGGCACCUCGAAGGAGCGCUUCGUCCUCCCCGGAGUCAGCCCCCCGCCGGCAGUUUUCUUCCGCUCGGUGGAGCCCCUGUCGCUGGCCGACGAGGGGGCCCUCAGCGAGGCCCUCGCCUCCAUGGUCCUGGAGGACCCGUCGCUGACGGUUCGCCACGACGCCGAGACCGGACAGACGCUCCUUUGUGGCCUGGGCGAGCUUCACCUGGAGGUGGCCGAAGACCGCCUCCGGCGCGACUACCAAGUCGGCGCCUCCUUCGGCCCGGUGUUGAUCGCCUAUCGCGAGGGCCUGGACUUCGGCCAGGGCGGCCCCGGCGUCAUGCGCCUGCCCUUCGUCGAUGGAGCCGAGGCCAAGGCCGAGGCCAUCCUCUCGGGCCAGGCCUUCGAUGGGGAGGACAGUGACGACGAGUUCGACCUCUUCAACGAGCACCUCCUCCCGCCGCAUGAGGCCGACGGGGUGCCCGGCAGCGGGGACAUGAUCGACCCGGCGGCCACGGCGCCGCCUCUGCGCGACCCCUCACCGCUCGGGGACUUCGACGGGGCCCUGCCGGCCCGAUACCACGUCUUCGACCGGGAAAUCAAUGGCCAGCGCGCGCGUGUGGGCUUCCGCCUGCGCAUGAUGCCCACCCGCUGCGAGGCCAAUCGCAUUUCGGUGGCCCCCCUGUCCCUGGAGGAGCUGGAGCGCUGCCCGAGCACCAUCCGGUCGUAUGGCUACCAGCGCCUGCUGGCCGAGGCGGCCACCUCGGCCCUGCACAGCUCCGGCACCAAGGCCCACUUCCCCCUGGCCCAUGUGCACCUCAUCAUCGACCAGCCCUGGUUCGCCCUGGACGAGGCCCAGGUGGCCCGGCACUUCCCCAAUGCCGAGCCGACCUUCCUGCUGCCGGGCGACGCGCUGGUGCACGCGGCUCGCGGGUGCAUCCUCGAGGGUGUCUCGCACCUGGCUCGUGCCCGGCCGGGGUUCCUCCUGGAGCCGGUCAUGCGCAUGGCCGUCACCGUCGGCAGCCAGGCGGCCUCCCAUGCUGGCAGCGGCCCCAGCGGCUCCGGCGACCUGGUCGGCGUGGUGGUCAGCGACCUGACCGGGCGUCGGGAUGGCCGCAUCGUGGACAUCCGCUCGGCUGCCCAGGACCUGGCCGCGUCCGAGGCCGCCGGCGCCGGGCCGGCCAGCGACACCUACACCACCCAGGUGGAGGAGGGCGAGGGCGCCGGCGACACCAGCUCCAUUGUCGUGGCCUCGGUUCCCCUGCGGACCAUGGUCGGCUACUCGACCGCCCUGCGCAGUGCCACCGGUGGCAAUGCCUCCUUCGAGGCGGCCCUCGAGCGCCUGAGCCGCAUGCCGCACGAGGCCCAGACCCGCGUCCUGCAGGACCUCGGCUACAUCGCGGCCCCCGGGUCCGACGGCGGCUGGGGCGCGGCCCCGGCCACCGCCUACGGUUCGCGCUAGCCGCCGGGCCCCGGCGGGGCGGGGCGGGGCGGGGGGCCCUGCCCAUCCCUGUGCUGCUCCUGUGCGUGCAUCUCCUUGCCACUCUUUCUCCCUCUCCCUCUCUCUUGGUGCACGCAAACACGUCCGCGCAUAUGGAAAAUACACCAAAAUGCCCCA